Molecule: messenger RNA, 957 nt
Organism: Camelina sativa (false flax)
Lineage: Eukaryota; Viridiplantae; Streptophyta; Magnoliopsida; Brassicales; Brassicaceae
Source: RefSeq, a predicted model, not a curated record
ACCAAAAAAAAAUAUUUGCUGCUUUGCUCGGGUGCCUCCAACUCCAACACUUCCGAUUUUAGUGUAUCAAGGUUUUUGAUUGAUAACGAUUAUUCAAGUUCCAGCAAUCUAGUUGCAGAACAAAAAUGGAAUCGAUUCAUCCUCACUUCAAGCUAAUUUUGGGAUCAUCUUCGAUUGCUCGACGUAAGAUACUCACAGACAUGGGUUACCAAUUCACUCUCAUGAGUGCUGAUAUUGAUGAGAAAAGCAUCCGCAAAGAUAAACCUGAGGAGUUGGUUUUGGCUUUAGCUGAGGCAAAGGCUGAUGCCAUUGUGUCGAAACUACAUACUGAAUGUGAGGAUGAGGAACAACAACCUACAAUCUUGAUUGCAUCGGAUACAGCUGAAGCAAUCAUGCAGCGGAUCCCUGAUGGUGACAACAUAGAGGAGGAUAAGUCGACCUUACUUAUCACUUGUGACCAAGUGGUAGUCUAUGAAGAUACCGUCAGAGAGAAACCCUCUAGUGUCGAAGAGGCAAGGGAGUACAUAAGAGGCUAUUCCAAGGGACACACAGCAACAGUGAGUUCUGUGGCUGUGACAAAUCUCAAAACAGGGCUCAGAAAAUCCGGCGUUGAUAAAGUGGAGAUCUAUUUCAAUGAAAUACCGGAGGAGACUAUCGAGAAACUGAUUGAGGAAGGCACAGUGCUUAAGGUGGCUGGUGCACUCCUAAUCGAGCAUCCUCUAAUAUUGCCAUGUGUUAAGGAAGUGGCUGGGACAACGGAUAGCGUGAUGGGUCUGCCCAAAGAAUUGACUGAGAAACUGAUAAAGGAAGUAUUGGCAAUGACAAGCAUUUAGCUACUACAUUCAUGGUCUCUCAGCUCAGACAUAGAAACCAUGAACAAGUAUUUGUUAAACUAGUUGUGUUUAUUUUUCUUCCUUGUCUCUGACUGGAAUUUAAUAAUUUGAUUUCUUAUGGCCA